AUGUAUGCGUCAUGUUGGAGUGGUCUCGUCGUGAAGGCACUUGGCGUUGCCAUAAUUUUAGGAUCAUGUCUGAACAAACUACCGGUGAUUUUGAACUUGUUGGAUUCCAAAUCGACGGUAGGUUUGUCUCGAGGUUCACUUUACGGAGAUGCUAUCAUAUACGCCAACGGUGCAUUUUAUGGACUGUUGGAAGGACAUCCGUUGACGGCAUUUGGUGAAAAUGUUGCCAUGUUGAUUCAGACCAUCGUUAUCAUUUUUUUGGUAUGGAGCUUUGCGAGCAAGCCCGUGGCCGUCAGCAUGCAAGAACGGGGUCUGGCUGCUCUCGUUGGCGCAGCCUAUACUGUUAGUGUUACUUCAUUUCUACCAGCCGACCAGCACUUUAUCCUAAUGGCAGCUAUUUGGCCCGUGUACAUAUACGCGCGAGGUUCGCAAAUGCUUGAAACCUUCAAGAUUAAACACACGGGAGCGCAGUCGAUUGCAACAAUUGGUAUGAGUUUAGCAGGUUCAUUGAUCCGUGUUUUAACGACAAUCAAGGAAGUGGGCAUUGAUUUUGCCGUUCUAACGGGGUAUGGCUUAGGCGUUCUGCUGAAU
Messenger RNA from Phaeodactylum tricornutum CCAP 1055/1, 591 nucleotides. RefSeq lists its product with no specific name. The annotation marks the transcript as partial. The record is from RefSeq and is a predicted model, not a curated record. The transcript has a single exon. Lineage: Eukaryota; Bacillariophyta; Bacillariophyceae; Surirellales; Neidiaceae.